This is a messenger RNA of Colius striatus (speckled mousebird), 9179 nucleotides long. RefSeq names its product SMAD family member 9 (gene SMAD9). NCBI's taxonomy places the organism in Eukaryota, Metazoa, Chordata, Aves, Coliiformes, Coliidae. Gene Ontology annotation, cellular component: heteromeric SMAD protein complex. The record is from RefSeq and is a predicted model, not a curated record. Gene Ontology annotation, molecular function: I-SMAD binding; RNA polymerase II cis-regulatory region sequence-specific DNA binding; DNA-binding transcription factor activity, RNA polymerase II-specific. The coding region runs from base 322 to 1752 and encodes 476 amino acids. The transcript has 7 exons. Gene Ontology annotation, biological process: cell differentiation; BMP signaling pathway; anatomical structure morphogenesis.
GCUGCUGCCGCUGCCGCUGCGCCCUGGCCCCGCCGCCGCCGUCGCGCAGCUGCAGCCCCGCUCCCGCCCGCGGCGCGCCGAGACCGCGGCCCACGCCCGGUGGCAGGCCUCAUCAGCAAUUUCUCGAUGUUUGAGAAGUUCUGAGACCCACCCUAUUGGACUACUUGUUACCAGUGCCUAAGACUACAAAAACAUAUGUGUGGAACAACCUUUCCUUGAAGGAAGCAUCCGUCUCAGUAUUGUGGAAACUCUGUAAAGUCCUUGCCAAGCAGGAGAGCAAUUUGUGCUUCUGUGGACACUCGUGUGUUAUCUUUGCUUCUUAUGCACUCCAGCACCCCUAUCAGUUCCUUGUUCUCCUUCACCAGCCCUGCAGUGAAAAGGCUGCUGGGCUGGAAACAAGGAGAUGAAGAGGAAAAGUGGGCAGAAAAAGCUGUUGAUUCCUUGGUGAAGAAGUUAAAGAAGAAAAAAGGUGCCAUGGAAGAACUGGAAAGGGCUCUGAGCUGCCCGGGUCAGCCCAGUAAAUGUGUCACGAUCCCACGUUCCUUGGAUGGGCGGCUGCAGGUGUCUCACCGUAAGGGGCUUCCCCAUGUCAUAUACUGCAGAGUGUGGCGUUGGCCUGAUUUACAAUCUCACCAUGAGCUGAAACCACUGGAGUGUUGUGAGUUCCCGUUUGGCUCAAAACAGAAAGAAGUCUGCAUUAAUCCCUACCAUUACCGGCGGGUGGAAACCCCAGUCCUACCUCCUGUACUUGUUCCAAGGCACAGUGAGUUUAACCCUCACCUCAGCCUCCUCGCCAAGUUUCGAAACACUUCUCUGCACAGCGAGCCACUGAUGCCACACAAUGCCACCUAUCCUGAUUCUUUCCAGCAUCCUCCAUGUACCCCUUUUCCACCAUCACCCAGCCACAUGUUCUCCCAGUCACCUAACAGCAUCAGCUACCCCAACUCACCAGGAAGCUCUUCUGGACCAGGAAGUCCCUAUCAGCUCACAGUGGAAACUCCACCCCCACCUUACCAUGCAAGGGAACCUCCAGGACCCCACAAUGGGCGGUCAAUGGAUGCAAUAGCUGAAAGCCAACUGGUGCUGUCUUUGCCCAGUGGAGGUAAAUCUGCCGACGGAGAAGCUGAAAACUUUCGGCCUGUUUGCUACGAGGAACCCCAACAUUGGUGCUCAGUUGCCUACUAUGAACUCAACAACCGUGUCGGGGAGACUUUCCAGGCUUCCUCUCGAAGUAUCCUGAUAGAUGGAUUUACAGAUCCCUCAAAUAACAAAAACAGGUUCUGCCUGGGACUGCUCUCAAAUGUAAACCGCAACUCUACUAUAGAAAACACCAGGAGACACAUAGGAAAAGGUGUUCAUCUGUACUACGUUGGUGGGGAGGUUUAUGCAGAGUGUGUCAGUGACAGCAGCAUUUUCGUGCAAAGCCGCAACUGUAACUACCAGCAUGGCUUCCACCCAGCCACCGUCUGCAAGAUUCCCAGUGGAUGCAGCCUCAAGAUCUUCAACAACCAGCUCUUUGCCCAGCUGCUUGCCCAGUCAGUCAAUCAUGGGUUUGAAGUGGUGUAUGAGCUGACCAAGAUGUGUACGAUCCGCAUGAGCUUUGUUAAAGGCUGGGGAGCAGAGUAUCAUCGCCAAGAUGUUACAAGCACGCCCUGCUGGAUUGAGAUCCACCUGCAUGGACCAUUGCAAUGGCUGGAUAAGGUGCUGACACAGAUGGGCUCACCUCAUAACCCCAUCUCCUCAGUCUCUUAAUCAUCUCUAGAAUUCCCUUAGGAUGGAUUCUGUGGCAGACAGUGGCUUAUAGGAUGUCCAGUGAACAGAAGCUUCUCUAUGUAGAUGUAUGUAGAUGUAAAUAUAUCUAUACAUAGUCUCCUCUCCUCUUUUUUGUUUCUCUUUCACGCUACGUUUUGUGGUUUCUAGUUACUCUGAUGCUGCCAGUACAAUAAGUUUAGAAAUUCAGGUGUAGCCUAUCUGUUCUCUAGUACAAAAUAAGCCAAAUUCCUGUGAAAGUGUCAAAUGUUUCCCGUGAGCAUCUGCAUUUCCCAGCCACGCCAGUAAACGGGGCGAAUUCUCAGCACUUUCACACGGAUUCAGAAACCUGGCUGUAGCUGUUCAUAGUAGGUGAAAUUCACCCCUCUGCAGGCAACCGAAGUCAGAUCUCUACACCAUUUAUAGCCAAUUUAACAUCCCAAUUUUGGGUCUCAAAGAGGACCUUAGGUGGUGCAUGGGACUUUGUGUAUAGAGAUGACUUUUAUCCAGUGAACCGAAGGACUGAACUGCAAUUCCUGUUUGGCACCUAACUGCAAAGCACGACGGGACAAGAGAUCCUGUGAGGAGCUGAGGCAUCCCUAUCUGCCUUAGGAUGUGACAGGAGAGCCCUCAGGAUGCAUUCAGCACUGGAGCCUUAUCAGAGCAUUGUGGACACAUCUGAAUAGUCUGAUGCUGUUAACACAGUAGUGUACGGUACUGCUGCACUGAAAAGCAACAAGCUCCUAAGGAAAAAAACAUCAAAAGGAAAUUUGAAAUAUAUGCCUGUAAGUUUAAAAACUAACUAACGUCCAGUGCUUUUGUUGCAGAGUACGUGCAUACUUGCAUAUGUAUCCGGCAUGUAAAAUGAAUCCUAUCCAUUAUACAGUAUUGAUGUAGUUUGUUUUAAAGUUAGGACUGUCUGUAGUUAGGCUGCUGUGCUGAUGUCAAGGGUACGUCUAAAAGGGACUUGGACUGUGAUUCAGAAAAGGGAAAUGAAUUGUGCAUUGAAGAACUGAGUAAGGACUUUUAUUGUUCCUCUUGGGAUUGUCUCUGUCUGGGGAACAGAAAGCCCCACACUCACAGGAUGCCCUAUGGAGGUGGGAGUGAGCCACGUCAGCCCCCUGUACUGGGACAGUCAGGAUCUGACUGACAGAGAGGGCUUCUCUACCAGGCACUUGCUGCAUCCCUGUGGAUGGUUUCUCAGCUUACAGGCUUCCUCAUUUAUAGUGCGCUGGGCUCUCCUGCAGAGGAGGGUGAGGCAGGGCAAGCCACAAGAAAGCAAAUAAUGGAUCUAUGUGCAGAACUUUUUUCCAAGGCUCCUUGUCUGUGGUCCUUCUGUAAGCAGGGAAACCUAUUGCUCAUACUCUCAUCCACAGAGUCAGUGUUACAAAAUGCUGUUCUCUUGGUAACCUUUUCUCAGGAGGCAGGUGAAACUCUUUACUACAUUUGGAUGGUCCCCAUGACCUUGCUGAAAGGGUAGAGAGGAUUAUCUGUUUCCAGCCAUAAUAGUUCACUUCAAACUGUUUUAAGUGCCAGAAACAGUGCUAACUUCUCUAAUCAUAUUCCUCCUUAGAACACACCAGAAGUAUACUGAGAAAAGAAAAAAAAGUAUGUUUUACAGACUGUUUCGUUUCUUCUCCCAUCAUAUCUGGUGCUACACGUUUUACUGUGUAUUUAGAAGAGGAUGCUUGAAAUCUCCAGGUGCAUCACAUAUGCAAAAGGAGUAAUGUUCACUGGAAAGACUUUCCCAGUGGUUCAGAUGCUAUGUAAUACCUGUUACAGGAUGGUGAUUAUGAACAGAAGAAUCAGUAGACUAGUAGGGUUACUUCAUUUCAUAGAAUCAUAGAAUGGUAGGGGUUGGAAGGGACCUUUAGAGAUCAUCUAGUCCAACCACCCUGCAGAAGCAGUUCCACCUAGGUCAGGUUGUAUAGGAACAUGUCCAGGUGGGUCUUGAAGACCUCCAAGGAAGGAGACUCCACAACCCCUCUGGGCAGCCUGUGCCAGGGCUCCCUCACCCUCACAGUGAAAUAGUUUUUUCUUAUGUUUAAGUGGAACUUUUUGUGUUCCAGCUUCAUCCCAUUACCCCUUGUCCUGUUGCUAGCUACUAUAGAAAAAAGGGAUGUCCCAACCUCCUGACACCCACCCUUUAGAUAUUUAUAAAUGUUAAUAAGAUGCAUCUUCAGCUGCCUGCAGAAUCUGUAGGGCACAGAAGGAUAAGAUACUGCUGUUUGAGCAGCAGUAACAAGUUGUGUAGGAAAUUGUGAAUAUGAAGAACCCUACUCUGUACCGUGUGGUCAGCAGUGUGACUGUGGGGCAGGAAAAGCUUUACAGUCUCCUGCAGCAAUGAACUCUGGUAAUAAUGUUACACAGAAAGUCCAGACAUGUCAUUUUAGCAGACUUGAGAGAGAUCACUUUGGAAAAAGACAUUCUCCUCAGCUCCCUCUGUCAUUGUCACUGUACCAAGGUACUGGUAACUGGGUUUUAGCAUGUUUAUCGCACCCUUUGUCCAGUAAUUUCUCUGUUUUCAUGUUGUUCAUCCCUUUGCUUUCUUAGCAGCUCAGGACACAGAAAAAUCACCUCUCCUGUCCAGGAUCUAUCUCUGUUCUUUGUCCUAGAUUCUUCCUUGUCUUUUAGGCUGAAACUUCCUACCUUCCUAAUAUAGACAGAAGCCUAAGGGGUUGCUUGUAGACAUUCCCAGCAUUGUCAUCGUCCUUGCAGAGAGCAAAGGGUGAUGUUCUGAGGUGCAUCUACUCUUGGGCAGCUCCAGAACCCAGUUACCUGCUGAUGCUGCAGAGAACUGGAUGGCCAGUGAAGAGAAGCAGGUUCUUCUGCAGCAUCACUAGUUUCAUCCUAAGGCAUGUGUUUCAAGCAGGUGAAAUACAUUGUGCUCUGAGCGUGUUUCUGUCUUCCUAUGGAGGUUAAGGGCAACUCAGGGUCACUGCUACAUUGGACAUACCCAAAAGUAGGUGAGAAGGGCCCAAGGGAAGAUAUGGUGGCUUUCCUAGCCUAGUAAUGAUGCUUGCUCAGUAUGUGUUUGUGUUGUUUAACCUGAAGCUGGUAAAUUCAGAGCAGCUUUCCCUUUCCUAUAUGUCUACUUUUGUAGUAAUCCUCACACAAAUAGGAUUUGGCUUCAGUGCAGUCCACACAUGCACCUCAAUAAAGGCAGCCACCCUAAUAUUCCCGUACUAGUAAGUAAAGAGGCAUUUGUGGAGCAUGAUUCUUCUGACCUAUUUAAAAUCUCUGCAUGAGGAUGAGAUGAAUUUUAGCAAAUUUUAACGAUUUGCUGAAAGUUACAUUGAAGCACCUGAUUGUGGGCAAUCAAAGCUAACAUCCAUCAGAGUUGUUAGCCUCUGGAAGGGCUGGUACUGCUGUGUGAACCAUUUCCUCUUUUGGUUGCCUCUGGGGACUUAGUCUACUGUAUGAGAUGCUGUGCAAACACAGCAGCUGACAGCUCCUUCCCAAGAGAAGUGGAGAGAUCACAAGGGAGAAGCGGCAACAGUGGACGAGGCAAACAAGUAAAUAGGAAGGUGACCCCUGCCCAGGUGCAGUGAUAAAAAGUAAGACUAAAAAACUGGUCAUUUCUCUUUCUUUUUGAACAGUCUUUGUUACAGGCUUCCCUGGUAUAUGUGAACUGAGCUCAGUUAAAAAUUAAGGUUUCUCAUAAUUGACAGCAAUGUGACUUUGUAUCUAAUGUCUCCCCAUUUCGGAAGGAAAUACUUUCUACUGAAAGGUCUUCGUGAACCCAUCAAGCUGUAGUCAAUUUAAAGCCUUUAAAUGUACUCAUUAAUACUCAAGCUUUGGAGAUAUGCUUCCUCAGAGAUUUAAAACCACUUAACGGAGACUAUUAUGGAAGGCAGAUUUGUUUUAAAUGGGGUGGGUUUUUUUUGAGCCAUCAACAGUUCAAACCCUCUUGAAAGUUUCUGUGGAGAAGUACCAUGCAUCAGCAGGCAGCAGUGGGAGUUUGAGCAGUACCAUGCAUCAGCAGGCAGCAGUGGGAGUUUCAGCUGGCGGAGGCAUAAAGCACAUUUGUCACGGUACGGAGACCACUCGUUUUCAUCUGAAGUGGCCAGGAGAAGAAGACAGCUUAACUGCUGCCAGUCCUUCCAUGUCUCCAGCAGGUACUGUGUCAAGACUUUCCCUGAGCAGCUUUCCUCAUGGUCCCUGCCUCGAGGAUAGCAUUGCACUUGGUGCCCUGGAGAGAUUCCUUCCAACUUAUGUUAUUCUGUGGGUCUGUGCAGAGAAUGAACAGCUGGUUGCCACAGGCCAGAGCUCUCUGUCAGAGACUGUUUAAGGACAAAGCAUGUUUAUCCUCAGCUAUUUCACCAUGAGCGCAGUGCAGGACAGAGCUAUGAUGCUAUGUUCUCUCAGCAUAAAAUCAAUCAACACUGCAAACAUCUCUCACUGUAAACAUCAUUUCUACUGCACAACUCUUUAAAGUGGAGAAAAUCAGGUGUUUGUGACUGUAACUUCAUCUAAUCUGCCCUUCUUCCUGUCUUACAACACUUGGCUAAUAAGCUCUACAAGUCAGAAAGUCUCACCAGUGGUGGAGGAGUUGCACAAACAGCUGGAUUUACAGAGGCAGAGACUGCUUCUUGGCUGGAUGGAAGUGAUUUAUAGAGAAGCUUGAUUGAAUUUAAUACCUUUGAAUGGGUCUCAAGUACAAGGCCAAUCUUCUUGGCUCAUGAGAGGCUUCUCUGGUGCAGCUAUAGCUUUCAGGAAUGCUUGAGCACUACCUGGUGCUCAGUACAGGAAAGAAACAUUACAUCCUCUGUACUAUUCACCUCUGCCCCUGGCUCCUCAUAACCUAACUUAUUAAAACCAAAACCAAACACAAUUAAGAAAGAUUAAUGAGUCAUAGGAUAAUUAAAUGCCAUUUUUCAAAGUUGAGAGGUGCUGCCCAGAAUAUAGAUUUAUAUCAUCAGAAAGGUACCAAACAUAAUGCAUCCCACGUGCUCUCCAAACCAAAGGCUCCUUGCUCUGCAGAAGCCUGGAGAACAGACUGUUAUUUGAACAUCUGAACUCCAGCCCUUUUCAGAGAGUGGAGACUCCACUGAAGGGACUGAGGGGGUUUUUAUUAAGGACUUCAGAGUUCACAGUUGGUUUCAGGAGCCAGAGAUUGCACUGAGACGAUAAAGGGACUGGGGAGGAAGGAUGUGCUCAGUGGUCAUUGCUGGAGGCAUCAAGACAGGAUGUGCUUGGGCAGCCAUUGUGAUCACUGCAGCUUUAUGCCUUCACACUAAUCAUCAAAACCUGUUUUAGGAGCAGCUUGGAGUAUCACAGUCCUUGAGCUGGUGUGUGCUACACACACAGCCUGGCUGAAUGUGCCACCCUCCUGCUGCAGCCAUUAGAUAUGUUGGGGCAAAUGGUGUCCCAUGAGAUCCAGGGAGGCUCUGGCUGCACCUGAGAACUGCACUGGCAAGAUGGCCCUCUGCCUUGCUGCAGGACAGCAGGCAUUCAGGGCCACUCUAAGCACAUCCAGUGUGUGCUCCUCAAUGUCUGACCAGAACCCACACGACUGAAAGGCACGGAUUCUCCAGAGCAUCUGCUCAGGAACUGCAACAGAGCAGUUCACGCCCUGCACAGGUGGGAAACUGCUGUGCCCAGAGGAAGGUGCAGUCUGCAGGAGCCUUCACAGGGGCUCCUGGCUUUGAAAUUGAGCUGUAACAGGAACUAAGGCCGGACAAGUGCUCCCCUGAGAGUGACUGUGAGCUCAAGUCACCAUCAAAAAAGAGCCUGACAGAGUCAGUCCCACCUUGCAACAGGGAGAGAUUCUGUGAGACUUUAGGUCUGUGAAUAAAAAGCUCCUGAACCUGGAGGCUUCACUGCAGUCACUGACAUGAGGCUUCUUCCUAGGGGCAGCACUGGCAGUACCUUUUGGCAGGUCACAGAAAGCCUGAGUGGGCAUUCAGCCUGUGUUCAGCAGGGUGAAACCACUUCACCUCUCCAGCACAGACACUUCUGCAUGUUGUGCACCAGCCCAAAACACAGCCUUUGGUGUGUAGCAAUCAUCUACUCUUAGGAUGCCCCAGAGUGGCCAGGAGCAGCCAGAAUCCUGUCACCUGCUCACCCCAGGGCUUUAUAAACAGCUUGCCUGGGCGUGCCUUACCUUAGAUUGCCAUAUUGAUGCCACACUUCUCUGCCAGGGAGCUGAGGGUGCUCUCAAGAGGACACCUCCACUUGCCACUGGGCCGCGCUUGCAAAUGGUGCCUGUACAGAGGAUGAGGUGAAUUUGCAGGCCGUGGCUCUUAGGCAAGGUACACAUAACCACUACGGCCUCCAGAGUCAGCUCCUCUUCCAUUACACCCAAUGUGAACAUUUACAGCUAAUUAUGAACACUUUUUAGACCUUCAGUCAUAGUGUUUUUACUAUCCAUGGAUGCUGCUAUUUUAUAUUUCAUGUAAGUAUUCAAAUAAUAUUGUAUAUGAAUAGCAUAGGAGGAAAUAGACCAAGCAGUUAAUAAUUUUAAGUACAGACCUCAUCAGCAAAGAAAAGCUACAACAACAAAAAAAAACCUGACUCCCUGCACUUUCACUAAAGUGUGUGUUAAGUCUUAGUCACAUCUGAAGGAAGCUUCACAAACGAGAGCAAGGGAACAAACAUAACGGUGAGCAGAGCUAAUGCACAUGCAGAUACAUUCUCUUUGCUUACUCAAGCAAUUGGAAUUUUUAAUUAUUUAUAAUACUCAAGUACAAAUGUACCACAGCAUACUUUCUGCAGGGUUCGCAAUUUAAUCCCUCGUUUUAUUAUUGCCAGUGUUACAAAUGGGGCUGAGAAGCAACACAAAGUGAAAAAACAGGCCUUUUUGUGUGAAGCCGUAAGGUUGUCAAAUUCUAGGCAGCCAAGUGGGCAAAAUGGUGGAUUUGAGCAAAAUGGGGUUUUUUUGGUUAAGUAUGAGUUACCAGUCUGGUGCAGAAAAGCACUGAGACUCAUAACCUUGAUUUAAUAGCAUCAUUUCUGCCAAUGAGCAAUUCUGCCUUCUCUUUCCCAUCAGAAUCAAAGCAAAACACCUGCACCAUCCAGGAGAAAGUAGUAUAUUCGCAGUAAGUGAUGUUCUGUAAGACAGUAUCUUAUAGCUCACUGUAUAAAAGAAGGCUACCUGGACUCCUCCGUCUCAUGAGAACAAAAAAUCUCAGACAUAAUUUCUUCAGGAGCCUGAGAGGUCAGGGCAGCUCAGAGUCCUCCCACCAGCCCCACAGUACUCUUCUCUCAUGCCCAGUCAUGUUGAGAAAGAUACAGCAACUGCCGAUCAAGUGGACAUUUUCACAAGCAUUCCUCCUGCUGCAUUUGAUUUGAAGCAUUCUGGAGUCAACGUAUUUAGUCUGAUGUUUGAACAAUACACUUUUUACCACACUCCAUUUUCUUUGGCUGGAAUUAUUCUAUUGUAAAAGGGAUUAUUCACGUCUUGUGUUUUACUGUUAAUAAAGAUAUUU